CUCCCAUCAUAAUCUACCCCUCCCCAUGGACGUCACCGACAAAGGGGAAAUUCUUACCGCAAAAAAGCACAUCGCCCGCACCGACGGCUACCUCGACAUCCUCGUCAACAAUGCCGGUCAAGUGGGCCCUUGCUCGCAUUGGAUGAGCGACAACGACUCGGUAGGAAAUCAUGAUCCCGAAUCCUUCGGCAUGGGCCUUUUCCAGGAGGACCAGGGCGAGUGGGAAGACAUAUUCGCCAUCAACGCCUACUCGCCGUUCUUCGUGACCAGCGCGUUCAUGGGCUUGUUGGCCGAGGGCGCGACGAGGCACGGCGCGUGGACGGCGAACGUGAUUAAUAUAACGAGUAUGAGCGCGAGCAUCAAAGUCUCGCAGGGCCAUUUCGCGUACAACGCCGCCAAAGCCGCCAACACCCACCUCACCAAGAUGUUCGCGACCGAGCUCGCGCGCCGCAAAAUUCCCGUGCGCGUGAACGCGAUCGCGCCCGGCGUCUUCGAGUCGGAGAUGACGCGGGACCUGCUGCAGGAGAACGGGGCGGACAAUGUGGCACAGGGGAUGCAGCCGGUACCGAUGGGGCGUGCAGGAGGCGUGAACGAGAUGGCGGGUACUGCGCUCUGGAUGGCCUCUUCGGCUGGAGGAUAUCUGAACGGGGAGGAAAUACUCAUUGACGGCGGGUUUACGACGGUGAACCCAUCGCGAUACUAGGUCCUACAUGAUGAGGG
Molecule: messenger RNA, 720 nt
Organism: Schizophyllum commune H4-8
Lineage: Eukaryota; Fungi; Basidiomycota; Agaricomycetes; Agaricales; Schizophyllaceae
Product: NAD(P)-binding protein
Exons: 4
Coding region: 26-703 (225 amino acids)
Source: RefSeq, a predicted model, not a curated record